Molecule: messenger RNA, 1768 nt
Organism: Closterium sp. NIES-67
Lineage: Eukaryota; Viridiplantae; Streptophyta; Zygnematophyceae; Desmidiales; Closteriaceae
Source: the annotation of a GenBank genome assembly
CUUUUGGAGGUAGGUCCCUGUGAAAUACUGCAGGAGCUAGGGUUUGCUCAUUGGCUGUAAAGCUUGUCUGGGAGUAUUAGGCCUGCAGCUCGUAGCUCCUAGAAGGUACCAUAAUAUUCACGUAGCACUCUGUUGUAUUCUGAGCAGCACAACUAUGGCGCGUUUUCUCCUGCUUUCUGCUCUGCUGGUCGUCUCUGUGGCUUUUGCCUAUGGACAGUUUCAAAUUAGCGAGACUCAGGGCAUGAACUGUGGUCACUACGUUGCCUUGACACAACUACAGUCUGGCAAUGUUGGUGGCUUCCAUCUCCGCGGAAAUGUCAUGUUCGUCGUCGCGAGUCGACUGCCAUCCGUCACCCGCGUGAUAGUCCAUAGCUUCCCGUCUUCCAUCUCUCACGUACUCAACGAGCUCCGCGCCAAGCCCGAAGACACGGAGGAGCCUUCGCAGAUCUCCGAGUCUUCUAACGAGGAUAUUCCGACUCCGGUGCCUAUUGCAAAUGAGGAGGAGGAUGUUUUUGCCUCGGGCGGUGAAUCCAGCACAGUUUCCAACGCUGGCGAUGACGACGCUACCGCCGAAACGAUUUCUGACGAGGUCAAAGAGGAUUCCGACACGGAAGACGUCAGAAUCUUGACGGAAGACGACAGCGACGCUGCCGUCACUGCCGACCCCGCCUCCGACGAGCUUAUCGCGACGGGAACGGAGGAUGCCGCUGCUACCACUGCCGUCACUGGUCCGUGGAACCACCUCACAUCUGCGUUCGACAGUUUCGUACGCUCUCGCGAUUUGGAUAAAGGUCUCGAUCUCGACGAAUUCUUUUCUGCGAUUCCAGCUGAGUCGCUCUCUCAGGGGGAGCGAGACGAGCUCAACGAGGUGAAGAAGCUUUUCCAGGCCGUAAACGUCAGGACGCGCGCUCAUUGGGGGGGUUCGAGCACGGAGGAUGCGGUCACUUCGGAUGAUCCCUUUUUGGAAGCCAUUAGCAACGGGGUGGCGACUUCGGAGGAGGGUGCGAGCUCGGAGGAGGGAAGCACGGAGGAUGCGAGCUCGGAGGAGGGGAGCUCGGAGGAUGCGAGCUCGGAGGAGGAUGCGAGCAUGGAGGCUGUCCCGAUCGAGGAUGAUGACUCCGCCGCCACAGGCGACGAUGCUGAAGUGACAGUCAUGGUCGAUUACCCCUUGCCGACCAUCCUCCCCUACUGGACCGUCACCAACAUCAUUGGCCUUGUCCUUCUCGGGAUGGCCUUCGUGCUCCUGGUCACCAUGAUGAUUCUCAGCCUCGCCUCCAUUCUCUAUGGCUGUGCGGAUCCUGAGGAUGAUGACUCGACCGUUCUGCUCUAUGAGGACAACACCAAGACCCCGCUUCUCAAGUCAUAUGUCGUGGAGUACUCGCCCAAAGGCCAGCAUGUGAACCCAGUGGCCGUGUAUGUGCCCCCAGCGGCCAAGUAGAGGGGGAUUGGUAUGAAUUUCAUUAAGAAAUUCAUCAAUAACUCGGCUGUCCUUCAUAACAGCGCCCAUUUUGCUCAAGACUGGCAGGGAGGAUGUUUCAUCGAUAAUGCUACUGUGAAUAGCCGUUAAUUUUAUGUGUACAGUAAUGUUGGUGUGGUGCAUUGUAAGUCCCAGUUCAACUAAGGAGUGGAGGUUGUACAUGGACUCGAUUUGUGUUUCCCGGUAUGGUGUAGUGUAGUCUACUAGCGUUCACCCACCCGGAGCUACAAUUAGUCAGGGCUAUGUGUACCACCAAACCAUGGGCUCCCCCACCGAUAUUUCAUGCCACCU